Anisakis simplex (herring worm) is the source of this 840-nucleotide messenger RNA. NCBI's taxonomy places the organism in Eukaryota, Metazoa, Nematoda, Chromadorea, Rhabditida, Anisakidae. The record is from the annotation of a GenBank genome assembly.
AUGUCAUCGCCAAGAACCGACCUGGCAUCUCAGCUGACAUCAACAUCCGAUCAGAAGAUUGCAUUUCAGUUUGCAUUCUACAAUGCUCUUGUUUUCGUCCUCACCUCGAUAUGCCUGGCUGGUGUAUAUGCAGUUUAUCGAAUAUUCUACAUGUUUCUAACACCAAUAAUGUGGGCUGUUCUAGUUGGAACUAUUCUGUUUCCACUGAAACGAAGAAUUACAUCAGCGAUUGGUGGGUGGUUAACAAAACUGGACAACGAAGAUACACCUCUGGUAAUUGGCCUGAUUCGUUUGCCGUUUGAUACAGUCAACUCUUUGUCCGAUCUAUUGCUUGAUUAUGCUACGAGAGAGUGUAAUUAUGGAUUUUAUGUGAAAAUUCUUCCGUUGAUAAUACUUUAUUUUGCUGCGUAUGCAGGAUGGAUUUACGUACAGGACAAAGAUACGAUCAACAAGAAAUUGGCACGUGUUCUCUCUCUGCCGAUUUGGAUCUACGCGCUAGCAUUCGUCGCCAAUUUCUUUGGUCCACUUCGUAGUGUAGUUUUUGCGGGAGCAUCUGCUGCUCUUGGCUUGAUUGCGGCUGGAAUCAUUUCUGCUGAUGAAGAAACGGAAUCUCAAGAGAGUAGUGGCAUUCAACAAAAAGAAGCGGUUACUGCUCAGUUGAAAUCUGAUGAAGCGAAUCCCAGUGAUACAGCGGGAAGGAUUGAUAAAGCACUGACUGGCGAUUUUUACAUACAGGCAAUAUUUGGUUUAUGUGUAUUGCUGUUCGCGACCCAUCAUGAUAUUGUUAUAAUAUUGGUGACUGUUCUAUUGGCAUAUGCAUUGAUUGGAAAUUUAGGUUAG